AUGUCAGACACAGAAUCCGGGACCCCUAAUGCCGGUUCAACGGCGAAGAAAUCAAAGCGGCGGAGGAGGAAAGAUUACAUGGUGGACGAGGAAGGGCAAAUGGAGUCGCGACAGAAGCUGGCAAAAAGAAUCUUGUUGUCUCUUACGAGGCCUUCCUAUGUCAUGGGAUUGGGUCCCAAACCUCUGAGGGUGGAACACCGUACUAGGUUACGCUAUUUGCUGCGGAGACUCGUCAACCAGCAUCACUGGGUCGCAGCCAGUGGCGUUCUCAGUGCCUACUUGAAGGGCACACUUAAUGACACAUCUCCUCUCAGAAACCGUCUUAGGUUUUGGGUUUUGAUGGAGCUUCUUAAGUAUAUGAAAAACAAUUCUAUUAAUUCCACUAAAAUCAAGAACCUUUAUGAUAUCUGGUCGAAGAAAAUUGGAUCAAUGAAAACUUGGCCAUUACAGGAUGAAUUUGGGACUGGCCAUAUAUCCUGGAAAAUUGGGGAUGGAUUAGUCCUCAUGGUGGCUUUUAAAGAUACAUUGCUCCUUGAGCAAGAGAGAGUUGAUAUUGAUCCUGUGUCGAAGAUGAUGAUGGGUUUGACAUUCUACGAGCUGUGGUAUUCUUCUAUCCCCAAAGAAUUCCAGUGGAGAAACUCAGAUCAGGUUGACAUGCGAAAGAACUCACAAAUGGAGGAAACCUCAUUUAUGAACGAAACUGAACAGUCAGAGUGGUAUCAUUCAGUUGAAUCCCACAUGGCUGACUCCCAAUGUCAACGUGAUUCAGAUGCCUCUAUCAUGAAUGAUAAGCAUAUAUCCAAGGAUGUUGUAUUCAGUGAAGACAUGAGGGUUGUUACUAUUAAAAGAGAAAAACCACAUCAGAACUUUCAGCCAGAAGGUUUUUACUUAAAUUCUGAAGAGCAAAAAGGAUUUGAAGACCCUUUUUCUAUUAGUGGAGGUCUUACAGAGGAUAUCUUACAUGGUCUUGGUGGACUUGAUUUGUGGUUGUUGCCCUUGCAUUUUUCUGAUGAGAACAAUUUCGAGGAGUUCAUGUUUUUGCAAAGAAAUCAGCCUAAUGACUAUCACAGAAAUUCAGUGAAAUAUUUUCAACUAGCUCUCAACUCAGAACCUUCUGCUUCUGCAGCAUUACUUCCAUUGGUACAGUAA
This is a messenger RNA of Sphenostylis stenocarpa, 1149 nucleotides long. NCBI's taxonomy places the organism in Eukaryota, Viridiplantae, Streptophyta, Magnoliopsida, Fabales, Fabaceae. The record is from the annotation of a GenBank genome assembly.